GCACUCUGCCACGAAUGCAACGCCAAGGAGAAAGCCAACAGCUCCGGGCGGCUGCUUUGUUUCAAGUGUCAUUCCUAUGUCGAGGAGGGACAACAGCUGAAGUACCGUUCAGAAAUCUACCACGCCUACCAUUUCACAUGUUCUUCGUGUGGUUCAGAGCUGAGCUCCGAUGCUCGCGAAAAGGACGGAGAUCUGUACUGUCUGCGCUGUCAUGACAAAAUGGGAAUUCCAAUUUGUGGAGCGUGCAGGUAG
This is a messenger RNA of Dibothriocephalus latus, 252 nucleotides long. Lineage: Eukaryota; Metazoa; Platyhelminthes; Cestoda; Diphyllobothriidea; Diphyllobothriidae. The record is from the annotation of a GenBank genome assembly.